CCUCCCGACGCCGCCAUUUUCGCCUCUUUGUUCGCCAAGUUGAGCGUUAUUUCCCGUCUUAUCCUCGACCUCGGGCGCCGCACACCUCGUCCAACGCCGUCCUCGCACUUGUCAACGCCUCCCCCCGCGAGGAGCAAGGCCGCCGGAGCUCCGCACGCCGUCGCCCGAGGGAAGUUGAAAAUUGAGAUAUGGAUGGCCAUGGCCAAGCAGAGAAAGAGGCAAGCGAAGUGCUUCGAUCUUUUAAUAUCCUAGGAGCACCCGCAUCUGCACAGAACGAACCUCAGAAUCUAUCAACAAACACCUCACAGCCAAUGGUAAUGGUGCCCCCACACCCUCCGCCGCAAUGGCACAUACAUCCCCAACCCGUACACAUCAUGUACCAGUCGCAUGGGAAUCCCCCAGUGUCCCAGGCUGACAAUAAUAGCAACCAGCAAGCGCCAAAUGGGCAGCCACAACAGCAGCAACAGCAGCAGCAGCAACAGCAGCAGCAACAACCACCACCCCCCCAAGGACCUCCUCAGCUUGCCCACAUGACAGCAGACCAGUUGUCACAGCUUCAGCCUCCUCCCCUGGAACAUUCCAUUUGGUCGACAACUGAUAUGGAUGGACAAAAUGGCAUGAAUUCAAACUACAACAUGGGUGAUUUGCAAAGUCAGGAAGGAGACACGACAUUGAACACCAAUGACAUAAACGAAGAAGAACAGGAAACAAAACCCAAGAUCAAGAAGGAGGUCAAAAAGAAAAGGAAACUUGCAGAUCUCUUAGCAGAAGGUAUAGAUCCUACCAAGUUAGAAGAGAACAGUGACCAGGUGAGGGAAAGAUUUGAGAAAGGAUGCGAGUGUGAAGGUGACAACUGCUUUAAGAAUAUGAAUCCCGAGUUUGUAUUUAGACACAGACUGAACAUUGCCGAACUGACCAAGAAUGAACAUGACAUGUAUCUGAUGGGAGUGACGAUGGCAUGUUUAGCGAAUCCCGAAGAAACCUCUCGGCACAAAGAGAGAAAGAGGCUAAGGGCAUCGUAUGUUUUCCAGGGGAAGAAAGUGUGCUUAGACGCUUUUCUGUAUUUGGAAAACUGUACUCAUUACCAGUUGAAAGCCAUCAGAAAGCACGUCAUGGUGAAUGGAGUGACACCAAGAGUUCACGGUAAUCACGGAAAGAAACCCCCCAACACAUUCCCACUUGACACAUACCAGCACGCGGCCGCUUUCUUGCAGAGUUACAUUGCUCGAUAUUCACCAAACACGAAUACUCCAAAGAAACCAAACAAAUCUGGCAAAUCGCCACCAGUUUACCUGCCAGCUGACAUUACGCGCAAGAAAAUCCACAAUGCAUAUAAGGAAUACUGUGAACACUUUGAGCCUGAUGUCAAGGUCAUGGGAUAUUCUUCAUUCAGACACUUCAUGAAGGAACAGUUUCCCAACGUCAAAUUCUUCCGAAUGGACAAGAAGGCUGAACGCGCCAUGGGCCAGAGUGAUGACGAUGACGAUGAUAAUGAUAACAGUACUGGGGCACAGAAUCAGCAGGCUCAACAACAACAGCAGCAGCAACAGCAACAGCAGCAACAACAACAGCCAGACCAGAGACAAGACCAACGGGUUGAAACAGGAGCACAACAAGUUAUGCAACAGCAGCAGGCAGCACAAGCUCCACAAGAACCUCCAAAAGAUGCCAGGAACACUCCUCCAGUUUCCGCAGCAGCACCCACGUCCGCUGUACCUCCCAACACCCAUCCAGGUGUGCCGGUCUCCAUGCCUCACGCUCCCAUCAGCACCAACUACCCCUCGUAUUCUCACGUUCAGUUACCUCUUAAUUUACAGACUCAACAGCCAUUAUACUCUGCUUGUAUGCAGCCAGGCAUGUUUCCCCCUGGUCAAGCCCCAACGCAAGUGCGACCCACAGGCUUUCCGUACACUAGCCUGUAAGGGGAUAUCGGUUAUCUGUGAGUCAGUGCACCUCAAGUAUUGUUGAAAUCUCAUUAAUUACAAUCUUCCUCCAGAUAAAAGUUCUGUAGUGGCUGUCUCGUUCAGCUAAGAGGAGCCAUGACCAGUUAUGGUGCCAGAUUGAAAGUACAAGAGUGCUACUCAUUGCCACCAUGAAGGUGCUGGUUGAAGGAGCUGCACCUCGAGUGUUCCAUUCACAUUUGUAUUCCUGCUUUUAUAUGUAGGAUUACAGUGAUAUUGAUGGUCUCCUCAUUCUUCAGGGGUUAGCCUUAGGAGUGGGAUCAUGUAAGCCCAUGUUCCUUUUUCAGGAGUUGUGUUGGUGAAUGAAGUAAUAAUCAAUAGGUGCCCCAGAUUUCAAAUAGCAGUGCCUAGGGCUUUCAUUCCCCAUCCUAAAACUAGAGGUUAGUGAUGUAGUUAUAGUGCCUGAAGAUGCAAGAUCACAAUGUAAAUAUGUGGCAGCUGAUUCUUCUUAACACUCCUCAAACUGUAAUUAACCAUAUCUAUAUAAGGUCCGUUAAUUACAUCUUACUUCUUGUACAGUGUAUCAUAAGGCAAAAAGUCCGAGAUCAGUUGCUGAAAUGGUCUUAUCCAGAUUUCCAGAAAUUUGUAAAGAACCUCAGGCUAAAAUCUACAGUUUUAUAUGAUAUUUGAAAUCAGAUCUAAAUUUAGAAGAUCAAUUUCCUGUAGCAAUCAACAUAAAAAAUAUCAAAAAUGAAAUGCCAGUGGUAUUAUGAGUAAAAAGCUACAGACAAUGUGCCUGUACCAUAUCAUGCUUUCACAUCAUUUCAUAACAUUAUCAUCACAAAAGGUCACCCAGUUUAACUUGAUUAGUUUUAUAGAACUAGUGUAAAUCAUUUUCUAUCACUCCUCAUACCAUACGGGCAUUGAAUAUAUAUGGAGUUCCAAGCCAUUGAUUAGGCCUUAGCUUUCCCAAUUGUUAAACUUAGGUAAUGUAAUAUAUGACAUGAGUAGGUAAUGUUUUUAAGUAAUUUUUGACCAUUCCAUUCCAAAUGGGCAUUAAUUUCCAUAUCCAGUUGCCAAUGAUUACCUCUUCAAGAGAGAUGGUAGAAUUUGAUUGAAAGCGUGUGUAAAUAUGAAAGCGAUGGUGGACGAAGUGGCUUAUAAGGCAUAAUUAUGUUGAAACAUGGAUUGUGAGACUGGUUGCUAUGUAGCCAUAUAUAGAGUAUGAACACAAGGCAAAAGUUUGCUGUACAAUUAUUUUGAGAAGCCUUGGUAGCAACUUUUUUACAGUUCUGUAAACGCUGUGCCAAACAGGGCAUAUGACAUGCUCUUAUUCUGUCUCAAAGAAUUUUUUUUAUUAAUUUAUUAAUUUAUUUUUGUGCCCUAAAUGAUUAAGCUUCACAUAUGCUAAAUAUAAUAGCAUACGUGACUAGGUUGCCUUUGGAGACUUGGUAAUUAAUGUACCAUUAUGAAGAAUGUACAUUUUCUUAUGUUUCAAAUAUGCAAUUUCCUGGGGUCUCUGCUGUAUAUUUUUAUUUGUAUAUGACAGCCAGGAUUAUGGAAGGCAUUAUGAUCGUGUUCAUAUUCACAGAUUAGAUUUACACUGAAGUUAUUUAAGGUCUAUUUAUUUUCUUUUUUUAAUAAUAUCAAACAAAAAGGAAAAAAAAAAGCCAGUUUGGCAAAGGACUUUUGAUGUUAAUUUAACAUAUGCAUAAUCAUGUAUAGAGGAUAGUGCUAGACCUUAUUGAGAAAUAUAUUUUGUUUAAUUUUUGAUCUAUAAAUUCCCAUACAACAGCUCUCAAUAAUGGUUGGGUCAGAGACUUUGAAGGUGGUUACUGCAAGAUGGAAGUAUUUCCACAGUUUAUAUCAAUGAGUAUUACUAGAAGCUUUUGUGCGACUUAUGGUCUCAGUUCCUUGCAUCUGAACUACAUGGAGAGGGAAUUCAGUUCAUGAACUGGAUGUAUCCACAAAGAUUCCACAAAAUGUAAAGGGUAAUUUUUGUAUAAAAAGCUAACAAAUGUAAUAGAAUAAUAAACUGUGAUAUGAAAGUA
This is a messenger RNA of Penaeus indicus, 3952 nucleotides long. RefSeq names its product alpha-protein kinase 1-like. The transcript is spliced from 5 exons. Bases 189 to 1922 code for a protein of 577 amino acids. The record is from RefSeq and is a predicted model, not a curated record. NCBI's taxonomy places the organism in Eukaryota, Metazoa, Arthropoda, Malacostraca, Decapoda, Penaeidae.